GAUUAGAGGGUUGUUGUGAGUGUCUGCUCAAAGAGUGGGAGCCAGUGGACAGAAACAGAUUUUAAAAAAAUUCUCCAGCAAGAGGAUAGCCUUGUUAUACUGGAUAAGUGUUCUGAUUUUAUUUUACUCUGCCUCUACUUCUCAUCACAGUCGAACUGAAGGGUCUUCACCUGGGGAAAGACAGAUAAGCCAGUCAACUAUACAGCUUGGAUUUUCACACGGGGAGCCAUGUGAGCUGUACUCCCCUCUGCCGACUUCACGCAACAGAACUGCCCCAACAGUCUGCACUCCAAAUCCAGGAGCUCAACUGGGAUUCGUCCACCCCCUCUCUCCCUGGAACCUCUACUUUCAGCGCUUGCUUACCUCAGCGGAGGACACCUUUCUUGGGGACGGGCUCUGAGUGGCCCCCUGGUCUGGAGGCCAGACAGCAGCACUCCAGCACCAUGGAUUACCUGCUUCGGACUGUAGUGCUGCUGUGCUUCACUUUGCAGCCGGGAAGAGGAGCUGAUCCCAAGCACAACGUUCCCAGACUAAAGCUGUCAUUCAAGGAAAUGUUAGAAUCCAGUAACCUCCUUACCUUUAAUGGCCUGGCAAAUAGUUCGGGCUAUGACACAUUCUUAUUGGACGAGGAGCGAGGGAGACUGCUGGUUGGAGCCGAGGACUAUAUCUUCUCAUUUGACUUAGUCAAUAUAAACAGAGACCACAAACAGAUUGCGUGGCCUGCCACCCCCUCCAAGAGGGAUGAAUGCAAGUGGGCAGGGAAGGAUUCGGCAAAGGAGUGUUCUAAUUUCAUCCGGGUCCUUCAACCGUAUAACCAGACCCAUCUGUACAUCUGUGGAACAGGAGCCUUCCACCCCAUCUGCGCUUAUCUGGAAAUGGGCAAAAGAGCAGAGGACAACAUAUUCCGACUGGCCUCCCAAUUUGAGAACGGCAGAGGGAAAAGCCCCUACGACCCCAAAAUGCUUUCAGCGUCACUCCUGCUUGAUGGAGAGCUGUACUCUGGAACAUCUGCUGAUUUCAUGGGAAGGGACUUUGCCAUUUUCCGUACCCUCGGAGAUCAUCAUCCAAUCCGAACAGAGCAGCAUGAUUCGCGAUGGCUUAAUGACCCCAGAUUUAUUGGCGUUAACUUGAUCCCUGAAAGUGACAACCCUGAGGACGACAAGGUCUUCCUCUUUUUUAAGGAGAAUGCAAUGGACGGAGAGCACACCGGGAAGGCUACAAUUGCCAGGAUAGGACAACUGUGUAAGAAUGACAUGGGAGGUCACAGGAGCCUUGUGAACAAGUGGACUACUUUUCUAAAGGCUCGUCUCAUCUGUUCAGUUCCGGGGGUCAAUGGCAUUGAUACACACUUUGAUGAACUCCAGGAUGUAUUUCUCAUGAGCUCCAAGGACCCAAAGAAUCCAGUUAUCUAUGCCGUAUUCACUACUUCAAGUAACAUAUUUAAAGGCUCGGCGGUGUGUAUGUACAGCAUGGCUGACAUCAGGAGGGUUUUCCUGGGUCCCUAUGCCCACAGAGAUGGGCCCAAUUACCAAUGGGUCCCUUUCCAAGGGAGAGUGCCCUACCCCCGCCCUGGCACUUGCCCCAGCAAAACAUUCGGAGGUUUUGAUUCCACCAAGGACCUUCCAGAUGAUGUCAUCACCUUUGCCAGGGGUCACCCUGCCAUGUACAACCCAGUGCACCCAAUUGGGGGGCGGCCCAUCAUGGUUCGAACGGAUGUGGACUAUCAGUUCUCCCAGCUAGUGGUGGACAGAGUUGAAGCAGAGGACGGGCAAUACGAUGUCAUGUUCAUAGGCACAGAUAUGGGAACAGUGCUAAAAGUGGUAACGAUUCCCAGAGAGAGCUGGCAUGACCUGGAGGAGGUUGUGCUUGAGGAGAUGACCGUUUUCAGGGAGCCUACUCCCAUCACUGCGAUGGAGCUUUCCACCAAACAGCAACAGCUGUACCUUGGCUCAGCCCUGGGAGUAUCACAGAUGUCUUUACACCGCUGUGAGGUGUAUGGGAAAGCCUGCGCCGAGUGCUGCCUGGCCAGAGACCCUUACUGCGCUUGGGAUGGUGCUGAGUGCUCCAGAUACUUUCCUACCGCCAAGAGGAGAACCAGGCGACAAGACAUCAGAAACGGAGAUCCGCUCUCGCAGUGCUCAGACCUUCAACAUCACGACGAUAUGGAUGGUUUAGGAGGCAGCAUAGAGGACAGGAGUGUCUUCGGUGUGGAAAACAGCAGCAUGUUUCUGGAGUGCAGCCCCAAAUCUCAAAGAGCGCUGAUUUACUGGCAGCUGCAGAGGCCCAACGAUGAUCGCAAGCAAGAGAUUAAGAUGGAUGACCGGGUGCUGCGUACAGACCAGGGUCUGUUGAUCCGCAGCUUGUCCCUGUCUGACACGGGAGUCUACCACUGCCAGGCGGUGGAACAUGGCUUCAUUCAGCCCCUGCUGCGUCUCAACCUGCAGGUCAUCCCCACCCAGAGACUGGGGGACAUUCUGCCUGGGCUUCCUAGUGCAGGGGGCGGCGCAGGUAACGCAGCCAAGCACAGGGUCUGGUACAGAGAUUUCCUGUCUCUCUUAGACCACCCGGAGCUGAACAGCGUGGAGGAAUUUUGUGACAGAGUUUGGAAGAAAGAGCGCAAACAGAAGAAGGUGAAAGCUCCCAACAGCAACGGCAAAUCUGACAGUGCCCCAAGCUCUGCGGCGCGACCCAAAGCUGCAGCCCCCACUGCUCAGAAACAGCAGGCUAGUCCGCCAAACAGCAGGCCGUGGCUUCAAGCUGGAGAUCCAGUGGGGGAGGGGCCAACUCGGAGCCAGAAUACCCAGAAAGGUCAACCGAAUCUGAGCGCGGUCCCUAAAAACGGCCCGAAGACGCAGAACGGAGCAAAGGUGCAGGGUGGCCCGGGUGGGUCGCAGGUCGCGGGGGGCGCUCGGGUCAGCAGCCAGCAUACAGCAAAAUGGAGACGAAUGCAGGAAAACAAGAAGGGACGCAACAGGAGGACCCAUGAGCUCCAAAGACCCCCACGUAGUGUUUGAGAAAGGAGCCGGGAUGCACACCUUCAAGCAAAUCUACACGUACAAGCACAAAGCCAUGCAUCAGCAUCAGCACAUACUUUGGGUUGUGAAUCCAGCAUAAUAUAAAACAAACAACAACAACAAAAAAAUCACCCAGCACAUUUUCUGAGGUAACAUACAUGAACUACAUCCUUGUAACAAAAGCAAGAUGAAUGAUCAGAACUUGUGAAAAAGACAAGCAGAGGACUGAAAACCAGGAAUGCAUUCGAUAAAGUUGUUAGAACAUGCCUGUUUGCCCGGGAAUACAUUCUGGCAGACGCUCUUUCAAACCUCCUGUACAUAAGCUACAAAUAUAAGACUGGGACUGAAAAAUUUUAAGUCACAGAUUUGUCUGACUUAUAAUGCUGACAGGACAG
Molecule: messenger RNA, 3409 nt
Organism: Poeciliopsis prolifica (blackstripe livebearer)
Lineage: Eukaryota; Metazoa; Chordata; Actinopteri; Cyprinodontiformes; Poeciliidae
Gene: sema3aa
Product: sema domain, immunoglobulin domain (Ig), short basic domain, secreted, (semaphorin) 3Aa
Exons: 17
Coding region: 444-3014 (856 amino acids)
Biological process (GO): neural crest cell migration; positive regulation of neuron migration; negative regulation of axon extension involved in axon guidance
Molecular function (GO): semaphorin receptor binding; neuropilin binding; chemorepellent activity
Source: RefSeq, a predicted model, not a curated record